UGGGGAACUGACUGAACUGUAUUUUACCUUUGGACAGAUUUUACAGAGAUGAUGAGAGCCUUGGGAUACCCUCGCCAUAUCUCUAUGGAAAACUUUCGCACACCAAAUUUUGGACUUGUGUCUGAAGUGCUGCUUUGGCUUGUGAAACGGUAUGAACCUCAGACCGACAUCCCUUCCGAUGUUGAGACUGAACAAGACCGAGUUUUCUUCAUUAAGGCAAUUGCCCAGUUCCUGGCCACCAAGGCACAUAUAAAACUCAAUACUAAGAAGCUUUAUCAGGCAGAUGGGUAUGCAGUGAAAGAGCUUUUGAAGAUCACCUCUGUCCUUUAUAACGCCAUGAAGACCAAAGGGAUGGAGGGCUCUAAGAUAGGAGAGGAGGACAUCAGCAAAUUCAAGUUUGAUCUUGGCUCAAAGAUUGCAGAUUUGAAAGCAGCCAGGCAGCUUGCUUCUGAAAUCACCUCCAAAGGAGCAUCUCUGUAUGACCUGCUGGGCAAGGAGGUAGAGUUGAGGGAACUGAGAACAGAAGCAAUUGCCAGACCUCUGGAAAUAAAUGAGACAGAAAAAGUGAUGAGAAUUGCAAUAAAAGAUAUUUUGGUAAGAUUUAUUUGCUUUUAUUUAAUGUUUUUACAGACGCCCAAGGGAACCUGUACCAUAUGGAGGCUCAGCUUGCUCGCCUUCAUGGAGAAGCUGCAGGCAUAA
Leptonychotes weddellii (Weddell seal) is the source of this 699-nucleotide messenger RNA. Lineage: Eukaryota; Metazoa; Chordata; Mammalia; Carnivora; Phocidae. The record is from RefSeq and is a predicted model, not a curated record.